AUGUCUACGUUCCCGAACUUCCAGACCUCCGCCGCCGAAGACUUCGACAUGAUCGACAGUUUUUACCAGGAAUAUGACAAUCUGGACUAUCUCUUUGAGGAGGAGCCUGGUGCUACUCCAGAGGAUGACGUGCAAAUGGAUUACGCUGCUGAUGCUGAGGGGGGUGAGGGUGCAGAAGAGGAAGAAGAAGACAGCAGCGAUGAAGAUUGCGAGUGUGAGAUUGAUGAAGAUAGUACAGCAGCUUCAUCGGGGAAUACUACUACUAUUAAUAACAAUGCUAAUACUACGACUAAUGAUAAUGAUAAUAAUAAUGACGAGAACGAAGACACGGUUAUGGAAGAUCACCAUCCUAUGCAGCAACAACAACAAGAAGAAGAGGAAGAAGGACCAACAAGGAAAGAACUGGAAGAAUGGCAAAUCGAAAAACUAGAAACGCUCCAAAAAACCAUGGCAUCAACACGGGCCAGAAUUGCCAAACUCCACGACAAAAUCGCCGGCGACCAAGCCGCCAUCUCCAACAAGCAAGCAGAGUACGACCGAGAAUGGGAAGCGCGGAACAUGGGACAGCAUGAGCUGCAGCAGAUCCUGGCUGCAAAGACGAAGAUCGAAGAGCAGCUCGCGAAAAAACAAGCCAAUUUACAGAAAGCGGUUGAGAAGAUUGGCAUGCUGGAAAAGGAGGAGCGGGAUGUGAUGUCUCAUCCACGGGAGGCGUUUAUGAAGGGGAUUAAGAAAGUGGGUAGAAGACGCAAGACGAGGAGUACUGCGCAGUCUCAGACGGAUCUUUCGUAUAGACUGGAUGAAGGCGAGGACUCACUCUCGGAGCAGGAUGGCCCCGCUUAUAGGACUAGUUCAAGGAGGCAGAGGAAGAAUGCUGCUUCUGCCUGCAGGCGUUGCAAAGCUAACAAGGUCAAAUGCGACAUGAAACGAGGACAGUGCACUCAUUGCAGACUGCUGAACAAGAGAUGCCGCUACAACGACCCUUGGGACUCUGCCCGCCAGCUCCGUCCUUACCAGCUCCAGGAGACAGAAGCGAAACUUGAACAAUCACAGAACGAUGUUGAUUACUACAAGCAGCUGUCCUUGACGUCUGUACUAGCUGACAAUCCUCUGUCGGGAAUCACUGGCUACGGACCUCGUCCGGCCACAGGGGCGAGGCAGAAUUAUGCCCGGCUGAACCGGGGGAUGGAUCCUAUUACUCGGCCCCUGCCUGUAUGUAUUACUGCUAGUGGUGGUCAAGAUGGAGCUUGUACAGUUUUGUCAGAUCCUGUAUUUCCACAGAAACCAAGGCAAGUCGUGCCUGUGAAUCCGUCGCUGCAAGCACCGCCAGCACCAGCGUCACAGAGGGAAACAAGGACACAUUGGAUUUACCAAACAGUACCGCCAACAAUCCCCGCCAAACGCGGCAGAAAACCAGGCCAAAAGUCAUCAAAACGACCACGACUAUCCGAAGAUAGUACGCAACCUGGCCUUCACCUCUCACAACAAAGAGAGGAAGAAGAAGAAGAAGAAGAAGCAGAAGCUCGCUCAAUCACAAACAUGCAAACCUGGUGGCGACGCCAAAUAUUAUCAUCUGGAAGACACCUGCCCGUUAACAAUGACUACACGACCCAGUGGCCUGCAUGGAUCUUCCUAUCGAACGAGAAACAGCGUCUGUGGUUCGACUACAUGGUAGCCGCUCAAAGGGAGAUUCCGUCGGUGGCCGUGGCGGAAGGACGUGCAAAUCCGUUCCCUGGUACAAGACGAGACGUGCUUCAACCGUGUUGGCCUGGUUGGACAAGGGUGAUGGAGGCUCCGUUGGGUGAACAGAGGGCUGGUUAUUUGGUAUAUAAGAAGUAUGCUACAGUCAACGCCGAUGCUAUGCAUACAUAA
Molecule: messenger RNA, 1869 nt
Organism: Talaromyces atroroseus
Lineage: Eukaryota; Fungi; Ascomycota; Eurotiomycetes; Eurotiales; Trichocomaceae
Exons: 4
Coding region: 1-1869 (622 amino acids)
Biological process (GO): regulation of DNA-templated transcription
Molecular function (GO): DNA-binding transcription factor activity, RNA polymerase II-specific; zinc ion binding
Source: RefSeq, a predicted model, not a curated record